GCGCCGUUUUCAGAACGCGAAAAAACAUAAACCCUACUUCUCUACUUCUCCAUUUCUCCGAGUUAACUAUUCUGUUUUCAUUCGAUUACUCUUCCGGCAAUCGUUCUUCCUCCAAUGGCAUCUCCUCCUCCUUCAUCGUCGGAGGCCGCAGCUCCAACUCCAACUCCUUCUCCGUCGGCGGCCACAGCUCAAGCUCUCGGCGGCGAGCUAAGCAAGAAUGCAUUAAAGCGUGAACUGAAGAUCAGACAGAAAGAAGAAGAGAGAAAGCGCAAGGAGGAAGAGAAGGCCAAAAAGGCAGCAGAAACUCAAAAUGCUCAAGCUAACAAGCCUGCAUCUGCUGAUGAUGAAGAUAUGGACCCCACUCAAUACCUUGAGAACAGGCUCAAGUACCUUGCAGCUCAGAAGGCUGAAGGGAUUAACCCAUACCCGCACAAGUUCUCUGUGACCAUGUCAAUUAGUCAAUACAUUGACAAAUACGAAUCAUUGGAAAAGGGGGAGCACCUUGAAGAUGUCUCUGUCUCUUUGUCUGGCCGGGUCAUGGUUAAACGCCCUUCGGGCUCCAAGCUUGUCUUUUAUGACUUGCAUGGUGGCGGCUUUAAGGUCCAGGUUAUCGCUGAUGCAAGUAAAUCUGACUUGGGUGAGGCCGGAUUUUCCAAAUUCCAUUCUAAUGUCAAACGUGGUGAUAUUGUUGGUGUUACUGGGUUUCCAGGGAAGAGUAAGAGGGGAGAGCUCAGUAUUUUCCCCAAGACAUUUGUAGUGCUGUCUCAUUGUCUUCAUAUGAUGCCAAGGCAAAAAUCUGCUGCUGCUGCUGCAGAUGCAAAUUUGAUGAAAGAUCCAUGGGUACCAGGAAAAACUAGGAAUCCCGAAACAUACAUCUUGAAGGAUCAGGAAACAAGAUAUCGUAUGCGCCACUUGGAUUUAAUGCUGAAUCCAGAGGUCCGAGAGAUAUUUAAGACCAGAUCUAAAAUCAUAGCUUACAUCAGGAGGUUCCUAGAUAACCUUGAUUUUUUGGAGGUUGAAACACCUAUGAUGAAUAUGAUUGCUGGUGGAGCAGCAGCUCGUCCAUUUGUCACUCAUCACAAUGAACUCAACAUGAGAUUAUUCAUGAGAAUUGCUCCAGAACUUUAUCUGAAGGAGCUGGUUGUUGGUGGCCUUGAUCGUGUUUAUGAAAUUGGUAAACAGUUUAGAAAUGAAGGUAUAGAUUUGACGCACAAUCCAGAGUUCACUACAUGUGAGUUUUAUAUGGCUUACAUGGACUACAAUGACGUAAUGGGGAUAACAGAGCAAAUGUUGAGUGGUAUGGUCAAGGAACUUACAAAAGGAAGCUAUAAAAUCAAAUAUCAUGCGAACGGGAUUGAUAAGGAUCCUAUUGAAAUAGACUUCACUCCACCUUUCAGAAGGAUUGAUAUGAUUGAGGGACUGGAGAAGAUGGCAGGCCUAAGUAUUCCUAAGGACUUGGCGGGUGAGGAAGCUAAUAAAUAUCUGAGGGAUGCUUGCUUGCGGUAUGAAAUUAAAUGCCCUCCCCCGGAGACAACUGCUAGAUUGUUGGAUAAACUCGUGGGUCACUUUUUGGAAGAAACGUGUGUCAAUCCCACAUUCAUCAUAAAUCAUCCUGAGAUCAUGAGUCCCUUAGCAAAGUGGCACAGAUCUAAACCAGGCCUGACAGAACGAUUUGAAUUAUUUGUGAACAAACAUGAACUCUGCAAUGCAUAUACUGAGUUGAAUGAUCCUGUAGUACAACGUCAGAGAUUUGCUGAACAAUUGAAGGAUCGGCAAUCCGGUGAUGAUGAAGCAAUGGCCUUAGAUGAAACCUUCUGUACGGCUCUCGAGUAUGGUCUGCCUCCAACUGGUGGUUGGGGUUUGGGGAUUGAUCGACUCACCAUGUUGUUGACGGACUCGCAAAAUAUUAAGGAAGUUCUUCUUUUCCCUGCCAUGAAACCUCAAGAUUAAACCCCAUUUUCAUGCUUUGUAGGUUUCUCUUCUUUUCAAUACAAACAAGAAUUCAUUUCUUAAACAAUACUGUUUUAAUUUCAUUGCUAGAUUAUUAUGUUAUAUGGUCAUUUACGUAGUUUGAUUGGUCAUAAUUACUAUCAGAUUACAUUGUUUAGAAUUUUUUUUUAAUUAUUUAAGCUAUUAGCUACCUAUUUGUGCCCCUAAUAUAGAUCGGGCCCCUAACUGUUAUUUAAGAAGACGGGUAAUGCUACGGUGAGGAAUUCAAAUUUUUUCUAUAA
This is a messenger RNA of Arachis stenosperma, 2231 nucleotides long. Its product is annotated as lysine--tRNA ligase. Gene Ontology annotation, cellular component: cytosol; cytoplasm. The record is from RefSeq and is a predicted model, not a curated record. The transcript is spliced from 16 exons. Gene Ontology annotation, biological process: lysyl-tRNA aminoacylation. The coding region runs from base 115 to 1950 and encodes 611 amino acids. Gene Ontology annotation, molecular function: tRNA binding; lysine-tRNA ligase activity; ATP binding. Lineage: Eukaryota; Viridiplantae; Streptophyta; Magnoliopsida; Fabales; Fabaceae.